AAUGCUAACAUGUGAAACUUCGUACACAUGCUCUACUUUUGAUUGAAGUACGGGACUAAAAGGGCAGAAUAAUUUGGAAAUCAGAUGACUUGUAUUUAACUUUUGUAUUUUGCAUUCAUUGAAACAUUUUACUUUGUGGUUGUAAGAACUGAAGAAAAAAUAUUUUCACAAGAGUGUUUAUGGAGAACAGAUUGAUGGAUCGUUCAUCAUCAGUUGCUUCUAUCAAUGAGUUGGUUGGCAAUGAAGAAGACAAAAGUUUGGCAAGAACUGGUGAAGAGAUUUGUUUGACCAAAUGCGAAGAUGAAGUGUUCAUUGCAAAUGCAUAUCGAUAUUGUAGCCGAUACCUUAUUGGCAACUGGGCAAAAUGCCCUCCUGAAGAAUUUGAUGUGCAUUAUGUCAGUGGUGGAUUGACAAACUAUCUGUACAUGUGCUCGCUACCCAACCACGUGAGCCUCCUGGAGAACGAACCGAGAAAAGUGUUAAUAAGAAUAUAUGGUAGUAUUGUGGACCGAAAGCAAAGAUUCAACGAAGGGGUUGUUUUCACCCUACUUUCCGAACGAGGUUUUGGUCCUAAAUCAUAUGGUGUGUUUUACUCUGGCCGUAUAGAGGAGUAUAUUCCACAUCGCCACCUUUAUACGAGAGAGCUGGCUGAUCCAGAAAUCUCAAAAAUGAUUGCAAACAAGACGGGACAUUUCCACUGCAUGAAACUUCCACUAAAUAAACAACCAGUGUUUUUAUGGGAAAGUUUUGAAAAAUUCCUGAGCAUGUGCAACGACAUUAAAUUUGAAAGUGACAAAAAUCAAAACUUGUAUGAAGCACUUAUGAAGGACUUUGAUUUCCACAAAGAAUAUGAUUGGUUACGAACGAUGUUGAUUCAAUUGAAUUCGCCAGUUGUCUUUUGCCACAAUGAUUUACAAGAAGGAAACAUACUUUACAUCAAAGAAGACAAGAAAACAGACAUCACGCUCAUAGACUACGAUUACAGCAGUUACAAUUACAGAGGAUUUGAUUUUGGAAAUCAUUUUUGUGAAUUCAUGUAUGAGUACAAGGACGAACAUGAAGAUGGAUUCAGAACAUAUCACAAUGGAUAUCCAACCAAAGAAGAACAGAUUAUUUUCGCAUCGGAAUAUCUGGAUACUUUAACACAAAUCAAAAACAAGAUUUUGCCAGGAGAAAGUAAUACUGAUAAAACAUGCGCUACCAUUCACAUCUGUAGUGUCGAAGAGCUUCUACAUGAAGCUAACAGAUUUGCUCUAGCAUCCCAUUUAUUUUGGGCAUUAUGGUCAAUUAUACAAGCUCACGUGUCCAAAAUCGAUUUUAAUUAUUUAAAAUACGCGAGAGUGCGCAUGGAAACAUACAAAGAACAGAAGAAACAAUUAGACUACGAAUGAUGUGCGCAAACGUUUUUUCUUCCGCCAGAUCUGCAUUUCAUCUUGUAGUUUUUUUUAAUUUCCGCUUUUAUAUGUCUUUAUUUUUGUAAAUAUUUAACCUUUUAUAUUAUAUAUUAUUAAUAUGAGAUAUAUAUAUUAUUUCUUACAGUUUUUCUUUUUAUGUACGUGCAAUCUUUAUGUUGUGAGUUCAGACUAGAUUUUGUUUGUGGAAUAUUUUGCCGCGCGAGAACAUUUCAAUCGCCUGUGAUAGCGGGAAUAUGGAAAGUUGGGAAAACUAAAUUAUAUUUGCAAAGAACUAUACUACUAAACUACUAAAAAUUCUCUUCAAAAUGCUUUUCAUGUAAAUAAAUGGAGGAUGAUGAAACGACUUGAUGACAAUGCUCUCUUCUUUCUAAAAAGGCUACUAAAUCAACGAGAAAUACAAAACAAAUUCUCUGAAAGGAUGCCUGCUUACGGUUAAACACCGUUCACUUUUUGUCUCCAUUUUUCGCCCUAAACAAACAUUUUCAAGCUUUUGCGAAUUUAUUGUAAUAAAUUAUAUUUGACAUAAUAAAAUACAAAGAUAUAUUACAGCUAAACUGUGUCCUAAAGUAUUAUAUUUGAAGUACAUAUUAGAUUAAUAGUUUAUUUGAAAAAUAUUUGUAAUAAAGUAGAAGGAAUUGUAAGAAUUUUUAUGCAAGAAUUUUAGGAAUUUUGUGGAAAUGAUAUAUAACAUUGUGUUUUUCUUAACUGUAUACGCAAAUCUGUUAGUGGAUCAUAAUUUAUCAUUUCAUAUUUUA
This is a messenger RNA of Hydractinia symbiolongicarpus, 2170 nucleotides long. Its product is annotated as choline/ethanolamine kinase-like. NCBI's taxonomy places the organism in Eukaryota, Metazoa, Cnidaria, Hydrozoa, Anthoathecata, Hydractiniidae. Gene Ontology annotation, cellular component: cytoplasm. The record is from RefSeq and is a predicted model, not a curated record. Gene Ontology annotation, biological process: CDP-choline pathway; phosphatidylethanolamine biosynthetic process. The transcript is spliced from 11 exons. Gene Ontology annotation, molecular function: ethanolamine kinase activity; choline kinase activity. Bases 180 to 1391 code for a protein of 403 amino acids.